AUGUCGAAGCACCUCGCGACCCCGAGCCCGAAUCCAAAAUAUGUCCUUUUCCAAACUGCAAGCGAGCAAAGCCGUUCGCCACGAAUUUCAAGCUCUGGCGUCACGCUGCGCAACGUGAAUCUCGCCCUCUGUCUGUGCCAUUACAACGACGUCCGAUGCGAGGAAGUGUGCGUGAUUUGCUUCAAAUUAUUCGAGUUCGCAAGCGAGAUCAUCCGACAUUGUGAGGAAAAUCACAGGACCGAGUUCGGCAGGAAAGCCACAUACAUGAAGGGAACGUUAGAGGAAGUUUCACGUCGCGUAUCUUCUGAGUUGUACGCUGCAAAGAUCGCCUUCAAGGAGAGGACUCUUGUCGGCUCCACAAGUGAGAGCAAAAAGAGAACUCGAGAUGAGGCAGGUAUCGACAAUGAAGCGUCGGAAACUCAAGGAGCAGAGUUGGUCGCACUGACUACACAACGCUCACAGUUGCACGCUACUGGUACUGUCCACAAUCCAAAUAAGCCGCCCAUCCUAAUGCAGAGCCAGAAGACAUGA
Molecule: messenger RNA, 531 nt
Organism: Fusarium proliferatum ET1
Lineage: Eukaryota; Fungi; Ascomycota; Sordariomycetes; Hypocreales; Nectriaceae
Exons: 2
Coding region: 1-531 (176 amino acids)
Source: RefSeq, a predicted model, not a curated record